CAGUUUAGUUUGAUUUAAUCAAUUACGGACACCGCAAGUACGCGCCUCGCUGGCGAGUUCGUGUCACUGAGCAACCCGUCAUUCCACCAGCCACAAUGCAGUACUACAGUCCAGCGUCCGUCUUAGUUUGCCUCAUUUUGGUGUGCAGUGUCGUUCAGGGUGCACCAAACGAUGGAAAAUAUAAUCCGCGCAAGUACAACAAAAAUGGAAAAUAUGUUCACAGAGGCGAAGGGACAGGAGAUUACGUCGAGGAUCUGAGCCGGUACCGGUACGUGCAUUAUGACGAUGGCGAUCGGGGAAGGUACUUCCACAUACACAUACCGUACGAUGGAGGGUACGGGAACUACGAAGGUGGACACGAACCAUACCGUUUCCCACCGUACGAUCCGGCAGGAGAGUAUGCCGAACAGAUCAACAAGUACUCGUACGAUCCGUUUAGAGCGAACGCGUACGACAUUAAGAAACCGUCCAUCUACCUCGAGUACGGUGUACCCACCGUAUCGGAAACUAACACCGCAUCCAGCGAUGUCCGGAAGUCGUUGUUGCCCGGUCCAGGCACGGCCUACCUACCUGCAGCAGAAUCCGACGAGCUGGACGUGCGCAAGUCACUCCUGCCCGGGCUCGGAACGGGAUACCUGCCCGUACUAACGCCCCAGGAGCAAGGACUCGCAAUCGGACUGUCCGAAAAGCGCUCCAAAGCUCUGCCCCAUCCCAACAGCAUCGAUGGAGUCGAUCACCUGACGACGACGGCUUCAACCCAUGAUAACUCUGCGCGUGCCACAACGACACAGUCUCCGAUCGAGACGUCCACCGUCUCUAAUAUAGGCACCGAUCGAACCGACGGACCGGCCGACGACUCGCUGCACAACCAUCCCUGCAUCGCCACCAGCGGCCCGCUCAAGCUCGCAGCCAAAGCGUGACGUGUGUGGGGAAAGCUUCGCAGAGUGCUUUCCGGAUUAUCGCAUACCGCCGAGCCCGUGAUGAUCCACUUUGUUAGUUGAUAAGCAGACGAUCUGUAUUUUGAAAGUUGUUGCCCCACAUAAAAACACAUCUCCACUCAAAAAAAAAAACUCCAGCUUGAAG
Anopheles stephensi (Asian malaria mosquito) is the source of this 1083-nucleotide messenger RNA. RefSeq lists its product as uncharacterized. The transcript is spliced from 4 exons. The coding region runs from base 96 to 920 and encodes 274 amino acids. Lineage: Eukaryota; Metazoa; Arthropoda; Insecta; Diptera; Culicidae. The record is from RefSeq and is a predicted model, not a curated record.